AAUCAAAGCUAAAGGAAAUGCUGUAAUACAACGUCAAACAAAUGAAAUCAACUAAAAUAUUAUACACACAAAGAUGGAUUAAAACUUAUGUAUUGGUUGCUCUAAAAAAAGAAGUUUGAUAAAGUUGUGUAUAGAGUAUUGUAAGAAAAACGGCUGCGAAAUUACGUAAAGUUUUUUGUGAGUGGGGCGAAUUUAAUUGAGUCGAAGUUUUUUAUCCAUACAAGACUUAUCAGAAGUUCGUUGAGAUAAUAAAAUUAAUUAUUUGAGAAGUUUGAAAGUUUGUAAAAAGUUAUGAAGCUUUUCACGUAACAAGAAGAAUAAAAUGUCAAAAGGAAAUGGAAAAACAUCAAGAGACCUUUACGGUGUCUUAGCAUCUCUAGGCUACAAUGGUCAAAUUCCAAAGGAUAGCAUUGGUCGAUAUAGACCAGUUUAUGAAGUUAGAAAAAGAAAGGAGGCUAAUGGAAUUAAACCACACAAGGAAGUUGAUCUUACCUCAGAAGCUGCUAAAAAGGCAAUUUCUGAAAAUUAUACAGUGACCUACUACAGUGAAAAAGGUUUUGGAAGUGUUGUUGAAUAUAAAAAAGACCAGAAAACAGAUUUAUUUCAAAUAGGUCGCUCUACGGAGCUGUUAAUUGACUAUAUAGUUGUUGAUACGAUACCAGGACCAAAAGAUGAUAUAGAUCAACAUUUAACACAAAGUACAAUUUCAAGGUUUGCAUGCCGAAUAGCAGUUGAAAGGAGCACCCAUCAAGCAAAGAUAUUUGCGGCUGGUUUUGAUAAUAACAGAAGAAUAUUUUUAGGAGAGAGUGCUCCUCAGUGGGCCAAUGGCAAAAAAUACUCUGAUGGUUUAACAACAAAUGGUAUUUUGGUAAAUCAUCCUAAAGGUCAGUGGGGAUCAGAAAUGUCACCGGGGGUAUGGAGAGAAGUGUCUGUAUCUGGUGAAAUGUUUGGCUUGCGUUUUUCACGUUCAGCAAGACACAGAGGAAAAACUACUGAUUGCUCAAACUACCUUCGAGAUGGUUCUAUGAUUGAUCUUUGUGGAGUGGUUCUUAUAUGGAGGACACCAGAAGGGUUAGCAAAUGCACCGAAAGUCGAAGAUUUGGAAGCGAAAAGAGACUUGUUAAAUACUUUGAAGGCGCAAUGUCCGGUUGGUUUGGUGACUUUAAAGUUCAGUAAUUCAAAAAAUCCGAAUCAGAGCAGUCCCUACGUGUAUACAAAUUGUGGUCACGUGCAUGGCUACCAUGUUUGGGGCGCCAGACCAUCCAUAGCAUACACGAAAGAGAAAAAAUUUAACGAUAAAAGAAUGUGUCCGUUUUGUAAAGAAAGUGGACUAUUCGUCGCGCUCAAAUUUGGAAUGGAACCUGCUUUUUAUAUCGAUAAUGGACCAGCUACACAUUGUUUUGUACCUUGCGGUCACAUGACUACAGAAGCUACUGUCAAAUAUUGGGCGAGUGCGCUGUUACCUCAUGGCAAGGACCAAUUUCGAACAGCUUGUCCAUUUUGUGCGAUACCUUUGGAAGGGCAGGGAUAUAUAAAACUUGUGUUCCAAACUGAAGCAGAUGAACCAGCCGAAGAGAUUCUUAUUUAAAGUAAAAAAAUUAUUUAAUAAAAAUAUGAAUUAAACGUCGUGACAAAUAUCACAAUUGUAUUUCACCGAACGAAGAUGCGAAAUCCGCGUUGGGAGAAAGUAUGACUGAUUUUCGGUCACGUAAAUUAUUCCAACCCUGUUGGCAAUCUUAUUUCCAAGAGCUAGCAGUUUUAAUAUAGCGUUCACUGAGCAAUAACUUCUCAAGAACUACGUAAAUAAAAUAUUUUUUAACAAGAAGCUGUUGGUAAAGAAAGUUUUUCUUUCUAACUUUUUCCGCACAUUUUUGUUACCUCUACCCAGAAUGUUUGUCUAUAAAAACUUGGAGCUGCUGUAUUGUAUCAGAAUUGUCAAGAACCUGCUCUCACUUUUGCCACUGUUUUUUUUUUAACGUCCCGAUGUAAAAAUAAACGCCAGUCGAGGCGGGGGAGGGUUCGUACUUUAACCUGUUUAACCAAUUCACUGUAAAAAAAUUUUUUACAGUGAAUUGGAACUGAAGUUUUAGACGUGAAAAUUUGGGAAAUUAAUUCUUAAAUCAAAAUAGAAUAUUUUAUAUUCUUCGUAUUAGUAUUGAUCGUUGUAGUUGUUUUUGUUACAUGUUGUGUGUGCUCGUUAUGGUGUAUUUAUUCAGAUUUCUCAAGCUAAGAAUCUUGUCUACAUUUUACAUGUAUUGCCAUAUGCAAAGUAUUGAGUACGAAGUUGUUUUUAUGUAUUUGUUUUAUUUAUUAAUUUGUUUUUUGUACGUGACUUCGGACGCUUUUGAUAGCCCUUGAAAGAAUAGCGGCGCUAUUCAAGGACAGUACUCUAAUCUAUGGAUUGAACAGGAUUUUCUGCAUUUUUUCUGUAUUUUUUUCUGGAUGAAAUUUUUUCUACAUCUCGAGAGUAAUUUUGGACGGUUGUGUAAUUUUUGUCUGAAUUUAUUUGGCGACACAUGUUGAACAGUAUUGUAAAUACAAUUUUGUAUAUGUUUCCUUAUAUUAUUGUAUAAAUUUGCUAUGAA
This is a messenger RNA of Hydractinia symbiolongicarpus, 2585 nucleotides long. RefSeq names its product E3 ubiquitin-protein ligase pellino homolog 1-like. Gene Ontology annotation, biological process: protein polyubiquitination; regulation of Toll signaling pathway. The coding region runs from base 323 to 1588 and encodes 421 amino acids. Lineage: Eukaryota; Metazoa; Cnidaria; Hydrozoa; Anthoathecata; Hydractiniidae. The record is from RefSeq and is a predicted model, not a curated record. Gene Ontology annotation, molecular function: ubiquitin protein ligase activity; protein binding. The transcript is spliced from 10 exons.